Messenger RNA from Babjeviella inositovora NRRL Y-12698, 1439 nucleotides. RefSeq lists its product as uncharacterized. Lineage: Eukaryota; Fungi; Ascomycota; Pichiomycetes; Serinales. The record is from RefSeq and is a predicted model, not a curated record. The coding region runs from base 206 to 1303 and encodes 365 amino acids. The transcript has a single exon.
UUAAAAGCGCUAUCGCAAAAAUAUCCUUAUCUGGUCUGCUCUCCAUCACAUGCCAUGCCACAAAGAACAGUCCCUACGGAUGCUACCUCUUCAGAGAUAGCCAUCAGCAACUUGAAUAUCGCCUUUGAUGUAUGUAUUACAGCUCUUGAGGUUUGUUUUUCCAGGCACUAACAUUUAGAACGUUUUGGUAUCGAUGGGGUUCAUUAUGAAUGCGCUCAGCUUGGGUAACGCCGCACACCAGCAGAUAUUUGGUGUCAAGACGGAAGAACCGGUGAUCCAGAGUAACCAGUCGCUCAAUGUAAUCCAUGCGAACAACAAUUACCAUCUUUCGGCGAACGCGUUCGCACCGAGCGGCACGGCGCGCGGGUUUGACGAUCUCGGCAAGUCAAGUGUGCACACGGUGCUCUCGCGUGACUUGAAGGCGUUGGACGACUGUCUUCUCGCACAGUGGCGCCAGUUGGACGAGCUCGAUAUGGUGGUGAAAUACGCGACGCAAGAACAGGGGCCGUUACAGCAGAAGAAGGCGGGACUCGCGCGGGAGUUGGCAGAGAGGGAGAAAGUCUUGACCGAGUUGAAGAGGCAGGAGACGGAGAAGCUACAAAAGGAGAAAGAGCAGCGGGAGCGCGAGGAGGCAGAGAAGCGACAGAUGGAAGAGCGCGAGAAGACCCGCGUGCGUGAGGAACAGGAAAAAGAAAAGGCCCGUAAGGAACAGGCUAAAAAAGAAAAGGCAGAGGAGGACAAGCGGGAAAAGGCCCGGAAGCUGGCAGAGGCCAAGAAGGCGAAGGAACAGGCCAAGACGCCGGCCAUGCACAGCCCCGAGGCCCAUUCGACGUCUCCAUCGCAGGCUAAGUUUACCAACCCUACGGAUAUCUUGAACAACUUGUACACCCACUCGGAUGCUCCGGUUCCGGCUCCGAUUCUCGCCAGCACCAAAAAGCCGGAUACAGCCCCUAUGCCCAACACCGACAUGAUGAACACAGACGAUUACUUCGACUAUGACAAUGAAAUGUCGCAGUUUGAUGAUUUCGUCAACAGCGCUGGCUUGGACCAGGACCAGGAUAUAGACCUCAACAUACCCGAAAUGCCCGCUUCGUUGCAGGUUCUGGCUUCGGCGCCCAUGCCGCCGAUAGACAGGCAGGAGGAGGAGAUGAACUAUCAAGACAUGAUGAUGUUAGGGCAGGAUGGGAUGCUCGACAGCAGUGCCGGCAACGGAGACUAUGACAUGGGUGAUAUGCUUGUGGGGGACGACAUGAACAGCAACUUGAACGAUAUUUUUGACGAGUUGGGGCUAAAUUUAGGCUAGGGUACUAUUUGUUUACGAGAGGUGUUUGCGUAACAGAUGAAGGUUUGAGAUCAAAUGUAGGUAGGGAAAGGGUAUUUUAUUGAAUGUAGGUAGAGGAAGGAUAUGUUAUUGACUAUAGACUGAAAUACGGAGUUCU